Chanos chanos (milkfish) is the source of this 997-nucleotide messenger RNA. RefSeq names its product ubiquitin-conjugating enzyme E2Kb (UBC1 homolog, yeast) (gene ube2kb). Gene Ontology annotation, molecular function: protein binding. The coding region runs from base 254 to 856 and encodes 200 amino acids. The record is from RefSeq and is a predicted model, not a curated record. The transcript has 7 exons. Lineage: Eukaryota; Metazoa; Chordata; Actinopteri; Gonorynchiformes; Chanidae.
UCACCAUCCCGUUGAACAGUCUAUUAACGCACUUUUCUGGUUGAAUGUUUCUGGACUGCCGUAAUUUUCCAGACUGUCAUUGUAGGUCCCGUCGUUUGUUUUAAAGAAGGGGGUAGGCUACUGUUUUGGGGCGUUCAGGGAAAGGUUGAAAGAAAAAAGCGAACGCCAGAGUGAGAGACUAGGGGGGGACCCAAAAGUGAAGCUGUGAGUACAGCUAAGGCCUUAGACAGCGGAAGACGGGAGACGAAUAACCAUGGCUAAUAUCGCAGUGCAGAGGAUCAAACGGGAGUUCAAAGAAGUGCUGAAAAGCGAAGAGACGAGUAAAAACCAGAUUAAGGUCGAUCUGGUGGAUGAAAAUUUCACAGAGCUGAAAGGGGAGAUAGCAGGUCCACCUGACACACCUUAUGAAGGUGGCAGGUAUCAGCUUGAAAUUAAAAUUCCAGAGACAUAUCCAUUUAAUCCUCCAAAGGUGCGGUUUAUAACCAAGAUCUGGCACCCAAACAUCAGUUCAGUUACUGGGGCAAUAUGCUUGGAUAUUCUCAAAGAUCAGUGGGCUGCGGCGAUGACUUUGCGGACAGUGCUGCUCUCUCUACAGGCGCUGUUAGCGGCGGCGGAGCCCGAUGACCCCCAAGAUGCAGUAGUAGCCAAUCAAUAUAAGCAAAACCCAGAGAUGUUUAAGCAGACGGCACGGCUCUGGUCUCACGUGUACGCCGGCGCUCCAGCGUCCAGCCCCGAAUACACCCGCAAAAUAGACAAACUGUGUGCCAUGGGCUUUGACAAGAAUGCAGUAAUAGUGGCCUUGUCUUCAAAAUCAUGGGAUGUAGAGACCGCAACAGAGCUGUUGCUUAGCAACUGAGUCUUCUUCGGUCUCCACCGUCCCCCUUGACCCCACCCUUCCCAAAACACUUUCACUCAUACGCCCCUCCAUCCAUCCUUCUGCCUUUUCUCUUCUCCUGGUGCUGAUCAUCUUUCAUCUUUUCCCUCUCUCUCACUGUAA